Micromonas pusilla CCMP1545 is the source of this 1826-nucleotide messenger RNA. RefSeq lists its product as uncharacterized. The transcript has a single exon. Lineage: Eukaryota; Viridiplantae; Chlorophyta; Mamiellophyceae; Mamiellales; Mamiellaceae. The record is from RefSeq and is a predicted model, not a curated record. Bases 265 to 1323 code for a protein of 352 amino acids.
AGGCGACGUAAGAUUCUUUAAUCGGAUCCUCUGCCAGUCAUUGGACUUAUUCGUUUGUUCGCUGCGCUCGGAGAGCAUCUCGUUCGUCGUCGUCGUCGUCGUCGUCGUCGUCGCCGCCGCGUCGGUAUCGUAUCAGUACACGUACGCUUCUUCGUCUCUUACUCACUUCUUCUCCUUCCCCUUCGGCUUCUUCUCCUUCUUCUUCUUGAACCAGAGCUUGGCGAACGACUCCACGAACCCCGUCACGCCGCCCUGCAGCGGCUGAUGCUCGUUGCACUUCGUGAUCAUUUCCUUGAGCCGGUCAAUGUUGAAGUAGAUGUCCUUGUUGCACUUCCCCGCGCAGAAGUAGUGGCCGCACGGUCGGAGAUUGGAUACGCCCACGCUCAACACGAGAGCACGACCGGUGCCGAUGUCGCAGCCGCACACGCGGCACUUCGCACCGGGGGGGACGUUUCGUCCCUGCACACCGUCGGUCGUCCGGGAGCCGACAUUUCCGAGGUUUGCGGUCAAGCCGUGAAGCGCGCGCGCGUUCCUUUGCUUCUCCGUCUCGUUCUUGCUCCCGAAGCGCGCGUUCUUUUGCUUCUCCGUCUCGUUCUUGCUCCCGAAGCGCGCGUUCUUUUGCUUCUCCGUCUCGUUCUUGCCCCCGAAGCGCGCGUUCUUUUGCUUCUCCGUCUCGUACUUCCCCCCGAAGCCCGUCAGCGCCGCGUUCUUCCGGCAAAGCUCACGGUGGUCCUCCUCCAUCCGCUUCGCGAGCGCCUCGUCGUACUUGCCGUCCUUCGUGAGCACCUGUUUCAGUCUCGCGCCCGCGCCGCGCUUGCCCGAGAUGAAUUGCACGAGAUGGUCGAAGCGCUCGAACCAGUUCGAGCGGACGAAGUUCUUCUUGGUGAUGGACGUGAACAUGCACAAGUGCACGCACGCGUCGUCGAUCUCGCCCUUGAACGUGGUCCAAAGCGCGCGACGGUUCGGUCGGAGGUGCUUCUUUAUCCACUCCCGGACGCCGCCGCCGAACCCGCCGACCUUCUUCGGGUUCCCGAGCGCGUUGAGCGUGACGACGCGGAGGCGAUGCAUCAGCUCGACGGCUUCGGCCGGGAUGCCGUCGUAGAGCGUCGUACCCGCGUUGUGGCCCGCGGUGAAGACGCAGAUGUUGACGACGACCGCGGAAGCCGCGAGGAUGCCCCUGCCUACGUAGUUGUCGAGUAUGUUCCAAACUGGCGCCCUGUGGAAGGAGAACAAGAGGGCGGGUCGACGUCGUUCGUCACGCACGAGCACGAGAGGGGCUCGACGAGCGCGAGAGGGGUCGACGAGCGCGAGGAGAGGUGGUAGAAAAGGGACAUGAGCGGGAUCUCCAUCACGCGGUCGCAGACAUCAUCGCGCUCGCGCAGCGCGUCGACGCAGCGCGUCGAGGUCUGCGACCGCGAAGGAGGAGCCCGGAAGUACAGCUGUCGCUCGUCGGCGGCGCGACUGCGCGAGCACGCGGCACCGCGAGAGAAGGGAACGAACGGGAGCUCCCGAUCACCGCGCGACGGAUAAACGGAUAACAUGAGAAAGGAGGGCGCGCGCGACGGGGAGUGCGCCGUCGCGCGUCGUCGUCGCGCGUCGUCGUCGUCGCUCGGAGCCCCUACGACGGCGCGUCCGAGGACCGUCCGCACCUGAGACCGUCCUUUUUUUUCGAACGCGCCGCGAGAAGCACGCCGAGCAGGUUGAGCGAGGACGUCUCGAAGUGCCCGAGCACGAUGAUGAACGGGGCCUUGAGGCCGUACUUCCCCCACCACGCGCCUGUGGGGAGGUUCACGGGGCUGAAGCGCAUGUUAUUGCGCUCGGUGUAC